Malania oleifera is the source of this 3406-nucleotide messenger RNA. RefSeq names its product U-box domain-containing protein 4. Gene Ontology annotation, molecular function: protein binding; ubiquitin-protein transferase activity. The coding region runs from base 626 to 3136 and encodes 836 amino acids. The transcript has 5 exons. Gene Ontology annotation, cellular component: nucleus; cytoplasm. Gene Ontology annotation, biological process: protein ubiquitination. NCBI's taxonomy places the organism in Eukaryota, Viridiplantae, Streptophyta, Magnoliopsida, Santalales, Ximeniaceae. The record is from RefSeq and is a predicted model, not a curated record.
UCCUCUAAUUCCCUCUCACUUGAUCAGCAUCCAUUCCAUUGCUUAAUGACCUUCAGCAACUUGAUUGAUGCAUCCACCAUCCCCUCUCGUCUCCUCCUAGUUUGUCUUCUGCCUAUCUUCCUUCUGCCCACCGUCAAAGAUUAUCAUCUCCACUGCAUUAGCUGUGAUGAUGGGCCCAGAUCAGAUGCAGCAAGACCAGCGACGACCUCCAUCUCUUCCUUCCUCUCUCCCUCAACAACCCCCAUUUCCACCAGAUUAGCAGUGACCAUGAUUCCAGAUCAGGUGUGGCCAGACCAGUGACGACCUCCAUCUCUGACGCUCAAGGGAUAUGGAGUUCUGCAAUUUGUAGUUAUUCUGUGAUUUGGGGUUCUGCAACAAGAUCACCAGCAACAAGAUCUGGAAUUCUGCGAUUGUUCCUCUUGUUCUCACAUCGAUGGCCUUGUAUAUAUGGAUCUGAGUGUUCUCUGGACAAACCUCCUCUUCUUUGACUGAAGUGCCCAUGGUGACUCAGUAUGGAACCAGCUACUGCUUUCCAGCCCCAGUGAUUCCUCAGGAACCAGCUGUCAUUGAUCCUCGAUCCUCGAUCCUCCUUUGCCUUUUUAUUUUUGGUGAUUUGUAAAGUCAAAUGGAGAUAUCAUUAUUAAAAGAACUUCUCAAUAACAUAUCUUUGUUUUUCCAUUUAUCAUCUUGCAAAAACAUCGAUUCUGAGCCAGUUCGGAAGUAUUACCAAAGGAUAGAAGAGAUAUUGAAGUUAUUGAAGCCUAUACUCGAUGCCAUUGUAGAUGCGGAAGUAGCUUCAGAUGAAUUGCUUAAUAAGGAAUUUGAAGAAUUGGGACAACUGGUUGAUGAAUUGAGGGAGCUCUUUGAAAGUUGGCAUCCUUUGAUGAGUAAACUUUAUUUUGUUCUACAAGUAGACUCAUUGAUGACAAAGAGUCGGGCUAGUGGGUUGGAAAUUUUUCAGCUGCUGAAAUCAUACAAUCAUCGCCUCCCUGAUGAAUUGAGUCCUUCAUCCCUUGAGCCAUGCUUACAAAAAAUUAAGCAUAUGGGAUAUGAACAAACAUCAACUAUCGUGAGAGAAGCUAUAAGGGAUCAAGAAGAGGGUGCGAGACCCAGCCCAGAGAGUGUGGUUGAAAUAGCAGAUUCUCUGAAUUUAGUGUCAAAUCAGGAGCUUCUUAUUGAGGCUGUGGCCCUUGAAAAGCUGAAGGAGAAUGCUGAACAAGCUGAAAACAAUGUGGAAGCUGAGUAUUUUGAUAAAAUGAUUGCUAUUGUUACCCACAUGCUCUCUCUCAUUAUGAUCAAACAGUCCCAGAGCCGUAGCCCUGUUCCAAUACCUCCUGAUUUCUGCUGUCCUAUUUCCCUAGAGUUGAUGACAGACCCAGUAAUUGUGGCAUCAGGACAAACAUAUGAGCGGGCAUUCAUCAAGAAAUGGAUUGAUCUUGGUCUCACUGUUUGCCCCAAGACACGGCAGACUCUAUCUCACACAACUCUAAUACCUAAUUACACCGUGAAGGCUCUGAUUGCAAGCUGGUGUGACUCUAACAAUGUGAAGCUGCCUGAACCCGUGAAGGCUAUGAGCAUGAACCAAUCCUCACCCCUUGUAGCCCCUGAAGAAUCUGGUGCACCUAGGGAUUCACACAUCCUUCCCAGGGGCAACCAACCACUGUCACCUGAGUCCACUCAGUCUGUAGGUUUGCCUGGAAAUAACUUAAUCUCAUCUAGUGGGAUCCACCGAGAGAGAGUGUCUCCGUCACACCCACGCUCUUCAUCAGAGGGUUCCUUGUCAGGUGUGAUGGGAAAUGGGCAUGGAGUAGAUAGUGGGAGAGUACUGGCAAGUUCUGGAAACAAGGUGGCUAUUUUGGCAGAAACAAGUAUGGAUUCAAGCAGGCAGUCCUCUCCAUCACCAUUGAGAAGAGAAUUUUCCCCUAAUGGGUUCGAUGCUGACUGUUUUCAGAACCAUAAACGAGCUUCAUCAGCUUCGAGCACACUUUCUAAUGUGAGUGUUCCGCCAAGAACACUGGGAGAUCUCAGUGUGGUUUCACCAAUGUCCACGCAUGCAACAGCUUACACUAGUGAUGCAUUGGGGGAGGUAACGUCCGAGCCACGGGCAGCUGCUCCUGGUACCUUGACCACACAGCAGAGAGAACCUGAGUUGCCACCCCGCUUGGAGACAAGAUCUCGGAGCCAACCACUCUGGCUUCGGCCAUCCGAGAGAUUCGUACCAAGGAUAGUUUCAUCUCCUGCUAUAGAAAAUCGAGCUUAUUUUUCAGGCAUUGAAACCCAAGUUCGGAAGCUGGUUGAGGACUUGAAAAGCACUUCCAUUGAUACUCAAAGGGAAGCAACAACAGAACUCCGGCUACUUGCAAAACACAACAUGGAUAACCGGAUUGUGAUUGCAAACUGUGGGGCCAUAAAUGCUUUGGUUAAUCUAUUAUAUUCAACAGACACAAAGACUCAAGAAAAUGCUGUCACAGCUCUUCUCAACUUAUCAAUCAAUGAUAACAACAAAACGGCAAUUGCAAAUGCUGAGGCAAUUAAGCCUCUGAUUCAUGUCCUUAAGACGGGGAGUCCUGAGGCCAAGGAGAACUCUGCUGCCACUCUCUUUAGCCUCUCAGUGGUUGAGGAUAACAAGAUUAUGAUUGGGAGGUCUGGGGCAAUUGAACCUUUGGUUGACUUACUGGGAAAUGGGACUCCCAGGGGAAAGAAAGAUGCAGCCACAGCAUUGUUCAAUUUAUCAAUAUUCCAUGAUAACAAGAGCCUGAUUGUACAGGCAGGAGCAGUGAAGCACCUUGUGGAAUUGAUGGACCCAGCGGCUGGUAUGGUUGACAAAGCAGUUGCUGUUCUGGCAAAUCUCGCUACUAUUCCUGAUGGAAAAAUUGCAAUUGCUCAAGAAAGAGGUAUACCUGUUCUAGUUGAGGUGGUUGAGUUGGGUUCUGCCAGAGGUAAAGAGAAUGCAGCUGCUGCUCUUCUCCAGCUUUGCAUGCACAAUGGUAGAUUCUGUACCACUGUGCUUCAGGAAGGUGCUGUGCCACCUUUAGUGGCAUUGUCACAGUCAGGAACCCCAAGGGCACGAGAAAAGGCACAGUCGCUUCUCAACUAUUUUAGAAACCAACGGCAUGGGAAUGCCAGGAGGGGCUGAUUUUGGGAUCACAUCCUUUGAUGUUAUUAUUUGUUUUUUGAGUCAUAAAAGUUUCUUAUUUGCAGUGUGUAAAUUUGUGUAGCCAAUAAUAAUGCAUGCAAAUGUAAUGCUGCUUGGGGUGUCAGUUCAUCUGUUUGUUUUGCUUCUUUCCUUUUUUUUUUUUUCCCAAAAGAAAAAAAUGAUUUGUGGAGUUGCUUAUCGAGUCCUCUUGGAUUGGUUGCUGUAUGUAAACUCGGAAUAUAAUUUAUUGGUGCAUAUAAUCUUUUUGAA